Melopsittacus undulatus (budgerigar) is the source of this 837-nucleotide messenger RNA. RefSeq names its product homeobox protein vent1-like. NCBI's taxonomy places the organism in Eukaryota, Metazoa, Chordata, Aves, Psittaciformes, Psittaculidae. Gene Ontology annotation, molecular function: DNA-binding transcription factor activity, RNA polymerase II-specific; DNA binding. Gene Ontology annotation, biological process: regulation of DNA-templated transcription. Bases 1 to 837 code for a protein of 278 amino acids. The record is from RefSeq and is a predicted model, not a curated record. The transcript has 3 exons.
AUGAGCCAAGCCCAGCUUCCUUCGGCUGAGACCAAGCCCCAAGGGGUCAGGCCUCACAUCUGCUGCGCACCUCCUCCACGACCCCCCACUUCCCUCUGCAGUACCCCACUCGUGGUCAGAGCCGAACCCCGAAGGGGCGGACAGCAGCCGAGCCAGCCGGAGGACAGCAAGCCCUGCUCAGCCGAACCCGGCCGAGACAGUUCCCGGGAGCCUACCGAAGCGUACCCGUCUGAGCCAGCCCCCGACAGCGGCUGGCUGAGCGCCGACGAGUCCUCGGGCUACGAGAGCGAGAGCGCGGGGGGGGAGCGCGCCGCUGCAGCGACCGAGGGGGAGAGCCGGGUGCGGCAGCGGCGGGCGCGGACCGCCUUCACCUCGGACCAGGUCUGCAGGUUGGAGAAGACCUUCCAGCGCCAGAAGUACCUGGGGGCCUUGGAGCGGAGGAAGCUAUCUGCUGCCUUGCAGCUCUCGGAGAUUCAGAUCAAGACAUGGUUUCAGAACAGGAGGAUGAAGCUGAAGAGGCAGAUACAGGACAACCAGCACAGCCUCGUGGCUCCUGCUCCACUCUACAGCUUCCCCGCAGGCACCUCCCCGGCUCUGUUCCAGGAUGGGUUCCGCUACCCCUUUGCCUCUCAGCACCAGAGACUCUUGCCUUUUGCCCCGAUGCCUGCUGUGCAGUUCGGCUUCUCCUUUCCCGGAUAUGACGCAUCGCAAAGUACCUACCACUUCAUGGCAAAUGAGCUGCCCUACUACCAUCGACACUUUCUCCCUCAUCCUUCCUUCCAUCCAGUUAUUCAGAACAAAAUGGACAAACAAUGUCACCCUGUAUAUGCAUUAUAG